Micromonas commoda is the source of this 4625-nucleotide messenger RNA. RefSeq lists its product with no specific name. The transcript has a single exon. NCBI's taxonomy places the organism in Eukaryota, Viridiplantae, Chlorophyta, Mamiellophyceae, Mamiellales, Mamiellaceae. Gene Ontology annotation, biological process: protein phosphorylation. Gene Ontology annotation, cellular component: cytosol. The record is from RefSeq and is a predicted model, not a curated record. Gene Ontology annotation, molecular function: ATP binding; protein binding; eukaryotic translation initiation factor 2alpha kinase activity. The coding region runs from base 1 to 4401 and encodes 1466 amino acids.
AUGGGUAACAAGAAGAAGAGAGGUGGUGCACCUUCCCCCGGACAUGGAACGCCGGGAGGCGGCGCGGUCGCGUCGCUGCCCGCAAUAGUCGAGGAGGAGCUGACUGCGCUUCAAGCCAUCUACGAGGACGAGUUCUCCUUCGACGAGCGCGAGCAUCGCCAGUUUCGCAUCCGGGUUUCGCCUCCGAGCCUCGACGAUGAUAAGGACGACCAGAUCCCGCCCGUCGUCGCGGUGAUCGUGGUCCAGUACGUUGCCGGAUAUCCGAAGAAACCGCCGGGCGUCAAGCUGGACCGCGACGAAUCUCGAGGGGUCAAGCCCUUAGUGCUCGAGCAGCUGGAAGCGCAACUUAGGCGACAGGCGGCGGAUCUGGCUGCAACCGAAGGUGACGUGAUGGUUUUCAACCUCGCGGAGGCGCUCAGGGAGAACCUGGCGAACCCAGACUUGGUUCCCACGAGCGAGAGAGACGAAUCGCUCUGGGACAACAUGAACAGGAGGGUGAACGAAAACGGUGGCGACCCGAGUGCGAGUGCAACUGAAGCCGAGACAGCCGGGGGUACCGUAGACAGUCCUGCCGUCGUCGACAGGAAGGAAUCGAUGGAUCUAGGAGGGGACGACGAUGACAAUGAAGCCUACGGGGACUAUGCCCUCCACGAGGAUGACGACUGGGAGGAGGUCGCCGUCGCAGCUGCCGCAGCCGCAGUUGCCGCGGGAGCCGCCGGGGCGGAUCUCGCACCUCGCGGGUUGCCGACGCUCGCACAGCCAAGAAAGCAGAGCUCGAGGAGCGCGACGCUUCAGUUGCGGCUAAAGAGCGAAAAGGAUGCCGCGGGUCGUCAAACAUCAGGUCCUUCUCAGGAGAAUUCGCCAGAGGUGGAGAAGAGUUCAACGUUCGCAGAGAAAUCGUGGGGCAAAAAUGCAGGUGCCAGCGCUCGCAUUAUCGAGGAGGACAAGUCCGAUGAGUCCGAAAGCGAGACGGACGAUUCGGAGUCUUCGUCUUCCGACUCGGAAGAAGAGGAUUCGCAAGAGCCAAGGGACUGGCUCCGGAUGGGGGAGAUCAGCAGCAGGGGUGGCAAAUCAUCCAUGUCACGCGACACCCACUCGUCCCUCGAUCUGGUCGACUCGCUCAUGCGCGGCCUUUCCUUCAUGGGAUCGGCGGUCCACUCUACUGGACACGUACUAGAGGAUGAGGACGACGAUGCCGCCGCCGAUAGUUUCGAUCGAAUGUUUCCACAAGUCGACGAGGGCGACGGUUCAAGUGCAUCUCGGAGAAGGCAUGAGCAGAUGCUCCACCUCCUUGUGGGUCACCUGCUCGGUUUGCUCUGCGAGGCGGGUGGUCCCCUUCCCCACGCUUUACCGGCUCUCACCUCUCAGCUCAGGGCGUGCGGUGUAAUGCCGCGCUGGCUUCGGGAGGUCCUGCUGCAUCGACCCGCACACUUCCACCGGGCUUUCAAAAGAGCCUUUGACGCAGAGGGGCGCGCCGCCUCGGCGAGCGUCAACAGUGACCCGGCAACGCAGUGGGCGAUUCAAAAAUUCUGGGGUGGAGUCUCUGACAACCCAGGCGACGCUCGCAAACAUCCAGGUGCGAUGAUUGGCGUAAACGAGGUUGGAUCGUCUCGGGGUAGGAGCAGGCUUGCAAACUCGGAGUCGGUUCUUGACGCCGCAAAGCUCGAUGUGCCCUCAAAACCAGUGCUUCCUCCAUCCAGGUACGCCACAGACUUCCAGGAGAUUCGUAUGCUCGGACGCGGCGCGUUUGGUCGUGUGGUGCUGGCUGUGAACCGGUUGGACGGACGCGAAUACGCCAUCAAAAAAGUUCGCAUGGCGACCAAGUCUGGCGGACCCGUGUCUCCCGCGGCGGCCGCGAGGGUGCUCCGCGAGGUGGCCACCCUCUCGCGCCUGGAACACAACGCGGUGGUUCGAUACAAUCAGGCUUGGGUCGAGGAGGCUGUGGAGGAGAGGCGCGGGCCGAAGGGUGGAAGGAUGAGCAUGAUAGAUGGUACUUCAGAUGGCGGCACUUCGGAUGAGGCUGCUGCAUGGGGUGGCGGUGGCGGGACCGCAACGGAAGCAACAGAGGCGUCCGGCACGACGGCUACCGGCACAACAGUCACGACCUCGUUUGCGGCACGACGACUGAACGAGCCCGUCACCGUCGCGUGGCUUCAUAUUCAGAUGGAGUACUGCCGCGCAAACCUGCGAGACGUCCUCGACCGAGAAGCGCAUCUGGGAACAGAGAUUGACGAUGAGAGAGCUUGGGCGUGGGGCAGGCAGAUCCUCGAGGGUCUUGCGCACAUUCACGCACAGGGCAUUGUUCACAGGGACCUGAAACCCGGCAACAUCUUCGUUGACGCGAGGGGACAGCUCAAGAUCGGUGACUUCGGGCUCGCAAAGUUUGGCGGCGCCGACGAUGGAAGCUCAGCCGCCGCGGAGGCUGCCGCCAUCGCCGCAGGCGCUGCAGUUGCCGCGCGCGGGGAGGCUGGCGACGAUGACCUUGAGCUUGACACUGACAACCCGGAAAUUGACGUGGAGUCUACUGGCGCCGUUGGAACGUACCUGUACACCGCUCCGGAGGUUGAAGCCGGUUGGGUGAACCAAUCCAGCAAGGUUGAUCUCUACUCGGCUGGGAUCGUGUUCUUCGAGAUGCUCCGGAGGUUCUCAACCGGGAUGGAACGUGCGGUGGAGCUCAAUCAGCUUCGGUCUGCACGUCCAACCGCUGGCCAGAGCGGAAGUGAGCGGCUGCCGCCGGACUUUCGGUCAAAGUACCCGCAGCAGACGACGCUCAUAGCGGCACUCCUGGCUCCAGAUCCUUCAGAACGACCGUCAGCUGCUGAGGUUUUGUCGAGUGGUUUUUUGCCCCCGAAGGGAGGUGACGAGGCGUUGGAGGAGGUGCUGCGGGCGGUGGAGACUGGUGGCGCAGAGCACGACAGAGUUGUCGAGCGGCUCACAUCCGACGGCAGUGCGGGUGCGAGACUGAGCGAGCGAGCGGCAGCGACGGAGCGAGGGGCUCCCGCGGCUGUCGAUGCCGCCGCCGCAGAGCGAAUGUUGACAACACUUCGCGCGACGUUCAGACGACACGGGGCGAGUCCACUGUCGUCGCGAGCCGUGAAUUGGUUGAAAGAAGGGGACACCAUACUCUCGCAGGCGGGAGGUGAGGGACACCGACUACUGUCACCAUCGGGCGCGCUGGUCGUACUGCGGCGAGAUCUUCGGUCGUCGCUGGUACGUCAGGCAGCUGCAGAGGAGGCAACAACGCUUCGAGCAUCCUGCGUGGGUAUAACGUUUCGAUCCUCAGCUCCUGGCCCGAAGGAUGGUGGCACUGGCGGAGCCAAGAGCGGUGGUGGCGGAGGAGGUCUGCCUCGUGAACACGUCCAGGCUGAUUUCGACAUCAUUGCCCCCAAAGAGUCGACUGAGGCUUCCAUCGCUGAUGCCGAAGCGAUCAAGUGUGCAUGGGAUGCGUUAGUCGAGCGAGGCUUGUCGCCGCGGGUGUCCCUUAACCAUCGCAGAAUACUCGCUGCGGCAUGGAUUCGUGCGGGAGUUCCUUCGGAGUUCAGGCCUCGUACGGCGGCGAUAUUGCGAAGGGACGCGUCGCUUACCGCCAUCAGACUGCCCCCUGAAGUUGUCAAGCGCACAGCCGCGCUACACUCGCUUCGCGCGGAGGACCCGGUCGCAGCGACGGCGCAACUCAUGCACGAACUUGUGGGCAGCAGCUCGACGCAGAAGACUGGUUCGACGGUGUUGUUAUCCGCAAUCGAUCACUUGCGUGCGGUGAGCGCACACCUCGAAUGCAUGGGAGUACCCGCAUCCAGGAUCUCGGUGUCUCCAUUGCUUCCGCCGCCCGAGCCUUACCACUGCGCCGGUUUCUUCGAACUUACCGUCCACACGUCAAACUCUCCAUCCACUGGGGCGGCGGCGAACGGUGUGUGCGUCGCCGCGGGUGGCCGAUACGACUCAUGGCUUUCGACUGUGUGGCCGAGUCAUGCCGCGCACCCGCCGCCUGGAGGCGUGGGCGUGAGUGUUGCGGUGAGAAAGGCUGCCACGCUCGCCGCCAGCGCCGCUCAACGAACAAAGUCACCGCAUGUAGUUGCCGCAGCAGCAGCGACUGAUGUCAUCGUGUGCGCGAGAGGUGGAGGGGGACUCAUCCAGGAGCGACUCGCACUCGCCGCCGAGCUUUGGGCGAACGGCAUACGGGCAGAGGUCGUACCUUCGACGGCACCAAGCGCCACAGAACAGUAUCAGUACGCAGGACAGAGAGGCGCCCGAUUCAUGGUCACGGUUGAUGGCGCACUGUUGAGUGCGGGCGAGCGGGUGCGGGUCAAGGGCUUGGGAAGGGGCGGCCAGGAGAGAGACGUGUCCAGGCAAGAGGUUGUCGACUUACUCAGAGGAAUGUUAAGCGGGGGAGGAGGUCGGUGAACAUGCUUGUAGAUGAUUGCAGAAUGAAAGCUAAAACGUUUUCCGGACUACGGCAAAUCGCUUUUGGGGACUACGGCAUUUUGGAUUUAGGGUUGAUUCAGGGUCGAGCUCAGAGCGGCGGGCUGCUAUGUGGACCUGGGUCGCGGCGUGACGGUGGACGAGUGAUCGCAGCACUUCCCAACAAAAGUCGUGCGAUAGUAGAUUGUAAGUAACACGAUGUGAAC